Molecule: messenger RNA, 1341 nt
Organism: Neopsephotus bourkii (Bourke's parrot)
Lineage: Eukaryota; Metazoa; Chordata; Aves; Psittaciformes; Psittacidae
Product: store-operated calcium entry regulator STIMATE-like
Exons: 8
Coding region: 41-841 (266 amino acids)
Cellular component (GO): membrane
Source: RefSeq, a predicted model, not a curated record
UGUUCCGAGCGGUCCCGCACCUCCGCGCCGCGCUCCCUCCAUGGCCCCGCGCCCCGCUCACGGCUGCGGCAGCGGCGCUCUGCUGGGGCGCUUCGGGGUCCUGCUGCAGGCGCUGCUGGCCCUGUGCGCCUUCAGCACCCUCAUGCUAAAACGAUUUAAGGAACCAAAGGCAGAGAGGCGUCCCUGGAGGAUAUGGUUUUAUGAUACAUCCAAGCAAGCAAUAGGCUCCCUCUUCAUCCACUUUGCCAAUGUUUUUCUGUCAGAUCUCACUGAAGAGGACCCUUGCUCUCUCUACCUUAUUAAUUUCAUCCUUGAUGCCACACUGGGGAUGCUGCUGAUCUGGCUUGGUGUGAAAGUUGUCUCCUGGGUUGUGCAGCAUAAGAAGUACACAUACCUGGUCUUCGGAGAAUAUGGUGACCCCCCACAAGCUGCUGCCUGGAUUGGCCAGUGUGUCCUCUACUUGCUGAUAAUGGUUUUUGAGAAGACUGUGAUUAGCCUUGUCCUGCUUAUCCCUGGUUGGACAAAGCUUCAGCAGAUCCUCCUGGGUUACAUCCCAAACCCUCAGCUGGAGCUCAUCCUGGUCAUGCUUGUUGUGCCUUUUAUAGUCAAUGCCAUUAUGUUCUGGGUUGUGGACAGCUUGAUCAUGAAGAAAUACAAGCAGAAGGACACCAUAGACAUUAACGGAUCCAUAGAAACUCCUCGUGCUAGGAGGACUGAGGAAUCUCAGGUUUUACUCUCUCCAGACAUGGAUUUUGAUCAGUCUGAAAGUGACCAGGAUGUUUCCGUACUGCAGGGAACAAACCAGAAGAUGAAGCAGCCCAGCUAUCAAGUGGUCAUCUGACAACACUGAGACAAAGAAGGUGGAGGGAGGGAAACAGCACUGUGAUCCUUGAGCUGGCCAAGGGAAUGCUAGUUGAUCCUUUUGCCUGCCUCAGCUAUACCUACCUGCAGUUGUCUCUUUGGGAUGGUAUCUAUGCAUCCUGUACAGGCUUGAGCAGCAUCUGCUUUACCUGUGUGAUCCUGACCCACACACAUGCAGGCACGUUGGGGUUAGGGCUAUGGACAUGUACUUCCCCCUGGCUUGGCCAGCUGGGUGUAGUUUUUUGUCAGGGCUAGAGACUGAAAUCAGGAGAUUGUCUGCUUUUUUAAUAGGCAAGGAGAAAGAUCUGUCCUGUACUGCCUGAACUGUGACACUUUUAUAUGCACAAUACUCAGAAUAAUGGGUUUGCAAUAUGUGUUUAAAUGCCUUUAAAGGCAUUUAAAAGGUUGUUUCUGUGGAUCUGAUGCUUUUUACUGUUUUAUAAGGGAAUGCAGUAAAUAUCUGACUGAAAACCUUCAUAA